AUGAAUAAGAAAAUUCGUACUCCUGUGAAAAGAAUAUUAGAAAUCAAUGAUCAAGCAGGGAUUGGGGUGUCUAGGAACUAUCAUUCAAUGGUUGUUGAAGCGGGGGGAUACGAGUCAUUGACAUUUGAUGAGCGAGAUACAAGGAAUUACAUUAAUAGAGCUAGAAGAUUAAGGCUUGGUGAAGGUGAUGCCGAAUCACUUCAAAGUUAUUUUAUGAGGAUACAAGCACAUAGUGAGAAAUUCUUUUAUGUGAUUGAUGUUGAUAAGGAGUUUCGCAUUAGAAACUUGUUUUGGGCUGAUGCAAGGAGUCGGGCUAUGUAUGAAUCAUUUGGAGAUGUUAUUUCAUUUGACACAACUUAUUUGACGAACAAAUAUGACAUGCCAUUUGCUCCAUUUGUCCGGCAUCGAUGGUGCUUAUGGCAUGUAAUGAAGAAAACGCCGGAGAAGUUGAAAGGAUAUGCUCAGUAUGAACCCAUAAAGUUGGCUAUGCAAAAUGCAAUUUACGAUUGUUUGACAAGAGAUGAAUUUGAGGAAAAAUUAGAAGAGAUGCUUACUAAAUUCAAUCUUUAUGAUAAUGAGUGGUUGGGGAGGAAAGAUUUGGUUCGAGAGUACACAUGCAUCAAAACCACGUACACUGGCUUUGGGGAUGAUUUCAAUACAAGUUGUUAUGAGAGGAUGAACAAGAAAUUGAUCACCAUUAUACAACUUGCUGGUAAUUCAGAAAGGAAAAUUAAAAUUAUAGACCUUGGGUUGGAUGAAAUGAAGGAUAGAGUCAUGCACAAUGAAUUGGGUGAUGAGAGUAAUUUACCACCUUCUACUAAUAGGAUACCAUCUUCUACAAAAAGUCCAAUUGCCACCGGUUGUACAUCGGGUGCUAGUACGAGGAAGCUAGUUAGUCCUUUGGUUGUUCGGCGAAGAGGCCGUCCAGUAACGAAACGAAAGGUUGCCAAAGUAGAUCAAACAGUGAAUCGGUUCAAGGCAACGGCUGUUAAGGUGCUUCAAUUUGAAGCUCAAGUUCAAGCUCAAGCUCAAGCUUAUACAUCAUAUUAUCCUUAUAUGGUUGGCAUGCAAAAUAGUGCGUAUGCACCAGUCGUAAAUGCUAUUGAAGCCACAUCUCUUAUGCCAUCCGACUUUGUAAACGGCACACCGAGAAGUUUGAUGAGUGCUCCAACUCAAAUGUUUGGCUUUGGAUCUCUAACCUCAUCAGUGUUUGAGCAUGAUUUUUUGAGAGUUCAUGCAAAAUCUCUGUUGACAGAUGUUGGUUUAAGAAAUCUGUAA
Camellia sinensis is the source of this 1278-nucleotide messenger RNA. NCBI's taxonomy places the organism in Eukaryota, Viridiplantae, Streptophyta, Magnoliopsida, Ericales, Theaceae. The record is from RefSeq and is a predicted model, not a curated record.